This is a messenger RNA of Penicillium atrosanguineum, 3276 nucleotides long. RefSeq names its product SAPS family protein. The transcript has 3 exons. Bases 1 to 3276 code for a protein of 1091 amino acids. The record is from RefSeq and is a predicted model, not a curated record. Gene Ontology annotation, cellular component: nucleus; cytosol. Lineage: Eukaryota; Fungi; Ascomycota; Eurotiomycetes; Eurotiales; Aspergillaceae. Gene Ontology annotation, molecular function: protein phosphatase binding; protein phosphatase regulator activity.
AUGUUCUGGCGUUUUGGGGGAUAUGCAAGUAUCUCCACCAUCGAUACCCUACUCGACAAGCCUGAGGUCACCCUCGAGGACCUGCUGGAUGAGCCGGAGAUUAUCCAGGAGCUGAAACAGCAUAAUACGAAACUCAUAGAAUUCCUACGCGAGGAUCAUGUCUUGAAACGGCUUAUGGACUAUGUCACUGCACCAAGCUUGGUGAAUGACGACGAAGAAAAUGACGACGAUGCCCAUGAAUCGGGCGCUAUGAAGGAAGAAGGCGCCGAGUCUGCGUCAAACGAAAAGACAGACAACGAAGGCGACGAUGAGAAGGAAGAGAAGGGAUCUGAUCCGCUGAAGGGUGUGCUUGACUCCGAUGACCUUGAAAGAGUCGAGAAGAGCCGCUUGAAGCAUGCGUAUGUUGCGUGCGAGGUUCUUUCUUCGGAAACAUGGUCCAUUCUGGAGUCCAUGAUGGCAAAUACCGCUUAUCUGCGCGACUUCUGGGGCUUCCUGCGACGACCCCCGCCUCUCGACUCCAUACAGGCCUCUUAUUUUACUAAAGUGAACGAGACCCUACUCGAUAAAAAGACCGAGGAGAUGCUGGAUUUCUUGAAGUCGCUGGAUGGAAUUGUUACCGCACUACUGCAGCAUGUCGAUAACCCUAUGGUCAUGGAUCUGCUGCUGAAGAUCAUCAGCUUGGAAAAGGCCGAGGGCGGGCAAGGCACCGUAGAUUGGCUGCAGUCUCAGGACCUGAUCCCGACUCUGCUGUCAUUCCUUGCACCCGACUACCCAGGCUCCGUGCAAACCUCUGCUGGCGACUUCCUCAAAGCGAUCAUCACGAUCUCCGCGAAUGCGACCCCCAACGACCAGUCGUGCAUCGGACCUAACAGCCUCACACGCCAACUAGUCUCUCCUGAGUGUAUCCAGCUGCUGGUAAAUGCGAUGCUGAAGGGCGGUAACCCGCUAACUGUGGGCGUUGGGAUCGUGAUUGAGGUCAUUCGCAAGAAUAACUCGGACUAUGACCCGGAGAAUAUGGGCAGCCCUGAAUCCCUGCCUAGUCCUUACGACCCAAUCUACCUUGGCCACUUACUUCGAACGUUCGCCAAGCACAUUCCCGAUUUCAUGGCUCUGAUCCAAAGCUCAAAGCACGCUGUCCAUGAUGGUACUCAGCUGAAGUCUGUCGACCGAGGCCGUCUGAGCUCCGCAUGGGGCGCAACAAUCGAGCCCCUAGGCUUUGAUCGUUUCAAGACUUGCGAGUUGAUGGCGGAGUUGCUGCACUGUAGUAACAUGGGCCUUCUCAAUGAGCCUGGCAGUGAUGAAUAUGUCCGGCAACGCAACGAGGAGCGUGUGAGACUGAUUCGCGAGGGAUUCUUCAACCCCCACCGCGAGGAGCAUGAGGGUCUGGAAUACAACGAUACCGCAGACUUCACAAAUGACUCGGUUAUGGCUACCGGAUCGCCUGAGGCUCGCAAGGCUGUAUUGCAAGGUGCUGGUGAAGAGGAGGGCUUUGAGGACGUCGGUGCCUCUGAUGAUCUGGCAGGUGAGAAGGAAGAGGGCAAAGCGGAAGCUUCACAGACAUCUGCUGCUGAGUCUGUCCCUACCGAAAAGACCGAGACCGAGACCGGUGCUCCGUCUCCACCUACUGGUCUCGCGGACCAGGUCGGCGAAAUUAAGCUUGAGAGCGAAUCUCAAGAGAAUGAAGCAUCCGCGUCAGACCAGAAAGACCAGGAACCAGUCUCGGCCCAGCCGGAGGAUGUGCCAGCCCCUCUUUUCGCUUCAAAGGAACAGCCCACGGAAGCUGAAUCCGCCCAGGAAACCGAAACAGCUAACGAUGGGGGUGCCGAAGAUGCCGCGGAGCAGUAUAUCCAGUACGACACAGAUGGACAACCCGUGGUCGGAGAUUAUUUGAAGAUCCAGUUCGUCGAGAACAAGGUCGUUCCCACGAUACUGGGCUUCUUCUUCCGAUUCCCGUGGAAUAACUUCCUUCAUAAUGUUGUGUACGACGUGGUCCAGCAGGUUUUCAACGGCCCCAUGGAACGUGGCUACAACCGUGCCCUGGCCAUUAACGUAUUUGAACACGGCCAGGUCACGAAUGCCAUCGUCGAAGGCCAGAAGCGUAGCGACGAGGCCCAAAAGACUAAGCAGAUCCGCCUUGGCUACAUGGGCCAUCUUACCCUGGUAGCGGAAGAAGUCGUUAAGUUCAGCGAACGCCACCCACCUGAGUUGCUUUCGCGUUCCGUCAUGGAAGCAGUACUGAACCCGGACUGGAUCGACUAUGUCGAGCAAACCCUCUCCGAAACCCGGGAACGGGAUAACGCCAUUCUGGGCGGCGUGCGUCCAGACAUGGCUGUUGGGCCUCGGCAGACGGUCAUCAGCUCUGGUCAAGGCUUCAGCAGCAAUUCUUCUAACGCGCUAGCUGAAGCCGGACUUAAUGGUGGUGCCGGCGGUUCUUCCUUCCAAGGCUUCGACCUUAACCAGGGCAGUGUCUCUGGAGGGGCAUUCGGCGGUGGAGGGUCCUCUCUCCUGAGCGGCUUUGCUAGCUCGAGCGAUGAUGACGAGGAUGAAGAAAUGGAGGACCAGGAUGAACGAGACGCGGGCAUUGUUGAAGGCGAUUCUGAGAAUGUGACCUCGAACUCUGUUAGCCAGCCCAUUCCCAUUUUACCACCGCCCCCGGCUCCUUUGAGCCUUGGUCCUUCUCGAGCUCGACGCCAGCUGGCAGCACGUCUUGCGGCCCAAAAGCAGCAAGCAAGUGAGAAUGCAGACGGCGAAGAUGACGAGGAAAGAAUUGACGAUGAUGACCGCCAUGAAUCCGAAUGGCCUAGUAACCCAUUCGUGAUUGCAGGAGUUGACGACGAGGGCGAAGGCGGCUCGGCGUUCCCCAACUCCGAUUUCCCGGCCAGCGCAGAUAGGGCCUCUCCCACGUUCCCCGAGUCGGGUUUCAGCCCACCCGACUCACUGUCCAACUCAUCCGACGAGGAUGGGGACGAUCGUUCAGAAGCCGUGCGAAGGAAUGUCCGCGUGCCCCUCGAAGUGGAAGAUGAAGACGAUGAGAUGGGCGAGAUGGUCGGACCCAGUGCCACUGGGAUGGUCGACUCAGAUGACGAAGACGAAGCCAUAAUCAAUGAGUCAUUGGGUUAUUCCAACUUGCCGGGCCAGACACGCUACAGCGGUUUCCGCCGACCACGGGCCGUGAGCUCCCAUUUCGAUGACGACCAAAACGACAGCAGUGACGGCGAAGAUGAUGGGUUAGUAGAGAUCUUAGUCCCAGGCCGCAAAUCCUCAACCUCCAACUAG